Messenger RNA from Peromyscus maniculatus bairdii (prairie deer mouse), 3967 nucleotides. The record is from RefSeq and is a predicted model, not a curated record. NCBI's taxonomy places the organism in Eukaryota, Metazoa, Chordata, Mammalia, Rodentia, Cricetidae.
GUGAGGCAAGGGCAGGUGAGUGGUUGCCGCGGCUCAGGCAGGGCCCUAGGAACACAGCUGGCCCCGAUUUUGCUCCUGCUGAGACCAGGCUUGUGCGGAUGGGCAGGCCGUGACCUCUGAGGUCUCCUCUGGAAGCCACUGUGCCAGGUGUGAGAUGCUGCGGAGGCGAGCCCGGGAAGAAGACAGUGCGGUGCUGAUCGACAUGGCCUCCCUCGAAUCAGAGAAUGGGUCCUCUUAUGGAAGCACAGCCCAUGCCUCAGAGGCAGGUAAACAGCAGGUGGCCCCCAGCAGAGUUGGGAGCCCUGCCAAACCCCCGAUCGAUUUUGUUCUUGUUUGGGAAGAAGACCUGAGGAACCAAGAGAGCCCUACCCAGGACAAGACAGACACACGUGAGUUCUGGAGGGAGACCUUUCUGGAAAAACUUCGUCUGGCUGGCCUGCAUGUAGAUCAGCAUGAUGUCCAGGACAAGGCCACUGCAGUUCACUACAUCCUCCUCAGAGCACCCUGGGCUGUACUCUGUUACUAUGCAGAAGACCUGCGCCUGAAGCUGCCUCUGCAGGAGUUACCCAACCAGGCCUCCAACUGGUCGGCCACCCUUCUGGAGUGGCUGGGCAUCCCCAAUAUCCUGCUGGAGCACGUGCCAGACACGCCUCCCGAGUACUACUCCUGCCAGUUCAAAGCAAGCAAGCUGCAAUGGUUCCUUGGAAGUGACAACCAGGACACCUUUUUCACCAGUACCAAGAGGCACCAGAUUCUGUUUGAGAUCCUGGCCAAGACUCAAUAUGGCCACGAGAAGAAAGGCUUCUUUGGGAUUGAUCAGCUGCUGGCAGAGGGUGUCUUCAGUGCGGCCUUCCCCCUGCAUGACGGCCCACUCUCUGCAGUCCCAGAGAACUCACAGGGCCCAGGGCUCACCCAGCGCCAAGUCUUACUCCAGCACUGGGCUCGCUGGGGCAAGUGGAACAAGUACCAGCCACUGGACCACGUGCGUCAGUACUUCGGGGAGAAGGUGGCUCUCUACUUCGCCUGGCUUGGGUUUUACACAGGCUGGCUCCUGCCUGCAGCAGUGGUGGGCACAGUGGUGUUCCUGGUGGGAUGUUUCCUGGUCUUCUCAGACAUACCAACGCAGGAGCUGUGCCACAGUUCCGAUGGCUUUGACAUGUGCCCACUCUGCGCUGACUGUUCUUUUUGGCUGCUCUCCAGUGCCUGCACCCUGGCCCAGGCUGGGCGCCUCUUCGACCAUGGCGGCACUGUCUUCUUCAGUUUGUUCAUGGCACUGUGGGCGGUGCUGCUUCUGGAGUACUGGAAGCGGAAAAAUGCCACAUUGGCCUACCGCUGGGACUGCUCUGACUAUGAGGACAUUGAGGAGAGGCCUCGGCCCCAGUUCGCUGCAAAGGCUCCUCUGACAGCCCUGAACCCCAUCACUGGGGAAGACGAACCCUACUUUCCUGAGAAGAGCCGCAUGCUGGCUGGCUCUGUGGUUCUCCUGAUGAUGGUGGCCGUGGUGAUUAUGUGCCUCGUGUCUAUCAUUCUGUACCGGGCCAUCAUGGCUGUGCUUGUGUCCAAGUCAGACAAUGCCUUCCUUUCGGCCUGGGCUCCACGAAUUGCCAGCCUCACAGGGUCAGUGGUGAACCUUGUCUUCAUCGUCAUCCUCUCCAAGGUCUACGUGGUCCUGGCCCAGGUCCUAACAAAGUGGGAGAUGCACCGGACACAGACCUCAUUCGAGGAUGCCUUCACCCUCAAGGUGUUCAUCUUUCAGUUUGUCAACUUCUACGCCUCGCCUGUGUACAUUGCCUUCUUCAAGGGCAGGUUUGUGGGAUACCCAGGCAACUACCACACCUUGUUUGGAGUCCGAAAUGAGGAGUGUGCGGCUGGAGGCUGCCUCAUUGAGCUGGCACAGGAGCUCCUGGUCAUCAUGGUGGGCAAGCAGAUCAUCAACAAUGUGCAGGAGGUCCUUGUCCCAAAGAUGAAGGGCUGCUGGCAGAAGCUGUACUCCAGGAGAGGGAAGGCUGGCACGGGGGCCCACCCAGCACCUUGGGAGGCCGACUACGAGUUGCUGCCUUGUGAGGGGCUGUUCCACGAGUACCUUGAAAUGGUGCUGCAGUUCGGAUUCGUCACCAUCUUCGUGGCCGCCUGCCCGCUGGCGCCGCUUUUUGCCCUGCUCAACAACUGGGUGGAGAUCCGCCUGGACGCGCGCAAGUUCGUGUGCGAGUACCGGCGCCCGGUGGCCGAGCGCGCCCAGGACAUCGGCAUCUGGUUCCACAUCCUCGCGGGCCUCACACACCUCGCGGUCAUCAGCAACGCCUUCCUGCUGGCCUUCUCCUCCGACUUCCUGCCGCGUGCCUACUACCGCUGGACGCGCGCCCCCGACCUGCGCGGCUUCCUGAACUUCACGCUGGCGCGCGCGCCGCCCGCCUUUGCGGCUGCGCACAACCGCACUUGCAGGUACCGGGCAUUUAGGGAUGAUGAUGGACACUAUUCCCAGACUUACUGGACUCUCCUGGCUAUCCGCCUGGCCUUUGUCAUCGUGUUUGAGCACGUGGUGUUCUCCACUGGCCGUCUUCUGGAUCUCCUGGUUCCUGACAUCCCUGAGUCUGUGGAGAUCAAGGUGAAGCGGGAAUACUACUUAGCUAAGCAGGCCCUGGCUGAGAAUGAGACAGGCUCUCCUUGGAGCAACAGGAGCGAAGGAUGACCAGCUUCCAAGCUCAGAGUCUGGGCCUUCCAGCCUAGGGUCUUAGAACUAGUAACCUCCUCUCCUCCGUCUCUGAGGUCACUCUCACCUCUGAGGGUCACUGGAGGCUGACACACUUGCCUGGAAGACUGCUGAAGAUGUAAUAGGAAGACAGUUCACCGUGCAUGUCCUUGGAGGCCAUGGCCAUGCUCCUGGCCCCAGCUCAACUUACCCCUCCGCUUGGUUUAGAAUAACCAGGCCCCUGGCUGCCAGUCUUCAGCUCAUACAUACUGCUUGGCCACCACCCCUACUAGGUAUUCCUUAAGGCCACCCAAAUGGAGCAGCAGUGCUUGUUGACCUUCAGGGGGCUAUGCCCUACUGCCAUCCCUAAGUCCCUGAGCCAAUGGCUUGUCUCCCUUUAUCUCAAGGCAGAAGGGCUAUCUGGAAUGCUGGCUUCUGUGGCUCUCAUUUUCACAGUGCUGGCCAUUGUACUCAGAGAAUCUGUCCUUCCCUUGCCUCAGGCAGGACUUCCUCUUAUCUCCAGUGGGAAGGAUCCCUGCAUGCCUCUGCAUGUGACCAGGAGGUGGCUUUACUGUUGACAUAUCCUCCCACCCCCUGUCCUCACCCUUAGGCAUAAGUCCUCUGUCAACUGAGGUUAGACUCUGGGGUCCCUGCCUCCUCAGGGAUUUACUCAGUUAUUUGCAGCAUUCCUUGUGAUAGUGUCGGUCCGACCACCCCUCCAGACCCACCCUCUGCCUCUCCUCACAUGGCCAUUACACAUCUGCAUAUCUGGCUCAGACCACACCCCAGGCCACAGUAGGAAGCCUGUGCCUGCUCUUUCUUGCAUACCUAAUUACCCAAGGCCUCUGGGUUCUGGCUGUCUUGGCCUCUAUCCUGACAGAUCAAGGGCCUCUGCAGUACCUAUCCCCUUUGUCUCCCGUGCUUUGUCUCCAGUGCUGGGCCUUCCAGUGCUGGGCCUGGGACUCAGCACAUAGCGAGCACAGAACGGAGAAGGCUGUGGAAUGAAGCCUUACCCCUUUCAGUGGAGCUGAAAAACAAAACAAAACCAAACAACUAGAUUUCUGUGACACCUAGUGGACCUUUUCCAUUCUCCCUUUGUGUUUACAUACAACUACUUUUCAAAUUGGGUACAAUUAGGGCCUUUUCCCGUUGCUUGCCUUCUGUUAGCUGGGUUAACUGAUGGCUAAUUCCAGUUAUUUCCUAUCCACUCAUGAUGGGAUAUGGGUCUUUCCUCCUCUUCUGCCAUUCAGCCACACUGGAAUAAAGGUCUAAACGUCA